Messenger RNA from Chironomus riparius, 1245 nucleotides. NCBI's taxonomy places the organism in Eukaryota, Metazoa, Arthropoda, Insecta, Diptera, Chironomidae. The record is from the annotation of a GenBank genome assembly.
AUGGUUGACGAAUAUCUUCGAAACAUCAAAUCAGUGUUCAAAAUCUACAAAAUCCUCGGAAUCUACCGACCAAAAGGAGUUCAUAUUGGACAUAGGAUCUACGGAUUCUUUUCUCGUUUGAUCUUCAUCGAUAUUUACUUACUUCUGCAAACCAUCUACUUCUAUAAAGUCAAAAACAUCAUAGACUUUGCAGAUUUACUUUCAAUGCAACUUACUUGGAUCUCAAUUGCCUCAAAAUCAUACAUUGUCAUCUUUAGAUUUGAAGCUCUCGAAGAAGUUCUUGCUGAUCUUCGAGAACUUUUGGUAUUUGCAAGUGAGAAUCAAGUCAAUUUUGGACGUUUCAUUAAAAAGCGUAUGGAUAGAAUUAGACGAGUUUUCAUCAUUUAUUGGAGUACCUGUCCAUUUACCAUUAACCUAGCAUUCAUUGCUGCUAUUAUGGAUGCUAAAGUGCCACCUUACAUGACUCAUUACAAGCUUUAUGCACCGCCAUUCUUCAAUUUUGAGCAAAAUUAUUUUUACUUCAUUAUUGCUGAAUUUUAUGCAAACAUUGGUGCUGAAUUUGCCGCUUCAACUGCUGUUGUCAUGGAUUUUUUGGGUGUUUUUUUCUUCAGCAUGGGAGCGGCAUUACUUGAAGAAUUAGCAGCUAGAAUAGCUGAAAUCGAAACUGAAUUGAAAGACAAAAUGACAAUCGAAAAUCGGAUAAAAUUUCAUAAUAUUGAAAGUAAGCAUGAAGAAAGGACAGUCCAGGAAUUGAAAAAGUGCAUUAUUAUUCAUGCUAGAAUUAAGAAAUUCCUUAUUUCUGCCCAAAAUUUGGUGUCACCGAUCAUCUUCUUUCAAGUUGUCAUCAGUACUGCUGUUAUUUGUAUGACUUGCUACACAAUUUCUAUGUUCUCACCAGCUGAUGGCGCAUCAGUCUUUUUCCGUCAAUUAACCUACAUGAUGCCAAUGGGUCUGCAAAUAUUCAUUCCUUGCUACUUUGGAAAUGAAAUUAUGAUUGCAGCUGAGAAGUUCUCAAUGGACAUUUUUCAUACAAAAUGGUAUCAAGGCUGCAAGAAAUUCAGAACAGCUUUCAACACUCUCUUGAUUCACGCAUCUCAGCCAUUGAUUAUGAUUUCUGGAAUUCUUUUCCAGGUUACUUUAGAGAAUUUUGUCACUGUAAGUCAGUUGACUUAUAAGUUUUAUGCAGUCAUGCAGAAUAUGAAUGCAAAAGAGGCAAUGCAAAACAUGAAGGAUAAAGAGGAGUAA